Molecule: messenger RNA, 4742 nt
Organism: Botrytis cinerea B05.10
Lineage: Eukaryota; Fungi; Ascomycota; Leotiomycetes; Helotiales; Sclerotiniaceae
Exons: 3
Coding region: 486-4220 (1244 amino acids)
Biological process (GO): intracellular sterol transport
Cellular component (GO): endoplasmic reticulum-plasma membrane contact site; plasma membrane; cortical endoplasmic reticulum
Molecular function (GO): sterol binding; sterol transfer activity
Source: RefSeq, a predicted model, not a curated record
GUUGGAAUCUAACGUCUUUUGUUUGGUUUUGUGUAUACCGGACGUGCCGUACCUAGUAUUUGAACAAUUAUACUACUCCGUGUGAAAUUCAAUCCAAUUCAAGCAUCAUCACCUAUUAACGCGUCAUAUCGUCUGGUUUGCUCUCGAACGGAGAAGUGCAGUCAGUUAAUACUUUUACGAAGGAUCUUUAGUUCGUCCCAAAACCAAGUCUCAUUCCAGUCGAGCCGGUUCUGGUUCCCGCCCGUCAUACUUUCUUAUCGUGGAUCCAUUUCAUGGACGUGGAACCUUGAAUCUACAUGUUCCAACCUUCGAAUCUACCGUACCACUUACUCAGUACCUACUAUUCGCAUAUCGCACUGCACGAAUUACACUGCAUAUCAACAUCUCCAUCUCGAAAAGACUGUCCCUCGACCGCGAAUCCCCUCUUCGGUAGAUGGUAGAUUCCAAUUACUCACUCUUGCAGAUUUCUGGCUGGCACACCCGCCAUGGACGACAUUCCCACAUCGCCAACGGCUUCAGAAUCUUCCAAAUCAACCGGUAUCUUUUCGAAGUCGCGGAACGGGAGAAGGCAUAGAAAUUCAACAUCGCACUCGGUGAGGAGCGGCGGAAGUGAGGCGUCGCAUGGUUUCCGUGCCUCGUUGGAGCAAGUGAUGGAUAAGAUCAAGAAAGAUUCGGAAUCCGAGGAGGAAAGCCAUGCGUCGAAUAGCCUCAAGAAGUUCGUGCCGAAGGGAUUCGAAAAGAAAAAGAAGCGGCUGCAACGAGAGGAGGCCGAACAACGUCUGGCAGAAGAAGUAGCUCGUGGGAAAUAUAUUGCUGAGCGAGGAACGCUGGAGAACGAUAUCAGGAAUCCCAUCAACAGAAACCUCUCUGGGGGAAGUAGUCUGUUAACAUAUGAUUCGGAAACGGAGUCGGCCGCCGAAACACCUCCACCAUUGACUUCGCACCCUUCGCACACCGGAUAUCUUACUUCUUCGUCCCCACUCAUACACACCUCGACAUUUCCACAAAUCGGACCCUUACCUUCCCACUCAGAAGGAGAGCCAUUCGCAGACUCCUCAGACAGCCUGGCUACCUCCGAGUCAGCUUCCAAGAGCCUCUCGCACAACCUUCGAGCGCCCAUCGACGGAUCUCAAAGGCGGUCAUCUUCGCCAGUUGGCAGACUCAAAGACGUAUUCAAACCAAGACGCGGGUCAAGCACAAAUACCAGUCCAGAACGCAAGGCUGGAGGGGGCGGGGCUGAUCAAUCACUGAAUACAAAGGACGGUGGGGCUGAUUCCAGGCGGGGGAGUCUCAUUAAUGUUAAAGUUGGUUCCAUCCUUUCUGAUAAACAUUUCCCCCCCGGUAAGUCUCGAUCUACAACAUCGUCUCCUGAGAGGCCACAAAUUGAAAAGGGCAAGCUCAUUACUAUCGAUACAACCCCACGUCCUCAGACUCCACCAUCUGUGAACAGGCCGGCCCCUGUUAUCGUUAAUACACCUCCAACGCCAACGGACACAAGAUCGCCGCAAUUUACUUCUGUCACUAGCCCAGAGUCCCCUACCAAGUUCGGUCCAAAUGUUUUAGUUUCUCCUUCUGGAAAUAUGAUAUCACAUCGACGAAUUCGAUCAGGUUCUGCUUCAGGAGUCCCAAGUAAAUUAUCGAACAUCCAGUCUGCGCCAUUGACACCCACACCAGAGAACGGAGCAAUUACGCCAGGACAAAAUCAAUCGGGUUUCUUCUCAUCAGUAUUUUCUGCCGCUCAGAACGCUGCAAAUACAUUGAGCAACAGCAUCACGAACACGUCAGUCCCAGGGGGGACGAGGAGUAAGAGUGGUGCACACGCAAUAUCAGGUAUACAGGAGAUUGAGAGCCCAGAAGUCGAAGCAUUGGGAGAGAAGAUAGAUACAGAGAAUCUUAUGGAAGAAAAAGAGCCAGCCGUUAAGACUUUGGGUAUGGGCGAUCUCAGUUUGAGCCAAUUCGGGAUUUCAGAAGAAGGAAAUACUCCAACAAUGCCGAAGUAUCCAGAGGAGGUCCGCGGAAGGUCUGAUCAUGCUAGGGAUGACCACUUUUUCGCAAAUCGUUCUGCCACUGCCCCAAACAUGUUGACUGGAGAAAAUCUCGAAGCGGUGGCUACCCCUCAACUUGACGACUUGCAUACUCUUGCACGUCCACGUUCCGUCUACGAGCCAAGCAUAAACGGAGAUCGAACUCCUCCAAAUGGAAGUUUAUAUGAAGGGAAGUCUGGUAACCAACGUAGUGGCAGCAUCCAAAGCGGUAAAAAACAUAGGAAACGGGGCAGCUCUGCAGCAACUGGUACAACAAUCGGGGCGGCAAUUGCUGCAGCUAAUUCAUCUAUCGGAAGCCCAGGUUCAUCGGCGCCCAAGAUCACUGGAUUUGCAGUGGCAAGCAAGAAGAGAAAUAAGGAUUUUCACGCUCUUUUCAGAAGUGUACCGGAUGAUGACUAUCUCAUCGAAGAUUAUAGCUGCGCUUUGCAAAGAGAAAUUCUCGCCCAUGGUCGAUUAUACGUCUCCGAAGGUCACUUGUGUUUCAGUAGCAAUAUCUUUGGUUGGGUAACAACAUUGGUUAUGAGCUUCGACGAGAUCAUUUCUGUGGAAAAGAGAAGCACAGCACUGCUAUUCAAGAACGGCUUAAUGAUUUCGACAUUGCAUGCAAAGAAUGUGUUUGCUAGUUUUACAAGUCGUGAUUCAACGUAUGAUCUCAUAGUCGGUAUUUGGAAGAUUGGCCACCCGAACUUAAGAAGUUCGUUAAAUGGCGUUACUCUUGAAGGGACUGGCGGUGACAAGACAGUGAAAGACGAUGGUACUGUUCCUGUUUCUCGUCCAGGUAGUAUCUCACAGUCCUCAGAUGACAGCGAAGGUAGCGGGGAAGUCUACGAUGAAGAUGAAGACGAUGAAGACGGCAUGAGUUUCACGCAAGCCGACGGUAGCGUCGUGGGUAGUGAGGCUGGUGAAAAGGUUGUCAGUAGAAAGGCAUCCGCUGCUGUUAUGGCCAAUGGGGCUCAGUCCGAUGGAGGUAAACAAGCUAGUCCGACGGCUGCAGUAGACUAUCCUGGUCCAACUGCACAUGCCCCAACAACUUGUGCCGACGGCGACACACAUUAUGCGAAAAUCCUCGCGGAUGAAACUAUUCCAGCUCCCCUUGGAAAGGUUUAUAGUCUUAUGUUUGGACCUGCAUCUAUAACUUGGAUGCGGGAUUGGCUCACUAAUGAACAGAAAUGCCUCGAGCUGACUUACGAGGAGAACGCUAAAGUUCCUUUGUCCUUGGAGAACAAGGUUCGAAAUUACUCCUAUAUCAAGCCUUUGAAUGGUGCGAUUGGUCCCAAGCAAACCAAAUGUGUCUCUACAGAGACUCUGGACGCCAUGGAUCUUGAGAAAGCAAUUUCCGUAACAAUAUCAACAGUAACUCCGGAUGUACCUAGCGGCAACGUUUUCAGCACCAAGACUAGGUAUUGUCUUUCAUGGUCAGAAGGCAAUGGUACUCGAUUGCAAGUCAACUGUGCAAUUGAGUGGACGGGCAAGAGUUGGCUGAAAACUCCGAUUGAAAAGGGUGCGAAUGAUGGCCAAGUGCAAUACACGAAAGAUAUCAUAGCCGCGCUCAAAGCAGCUGUCAGUACCAAACGCUCUGGAGCACCAAGCGCUCCAGCUAAAGGCAAAAAGAAAGGACGCAAAGGAUCGAAGGCAAACAAUCUUAGCAAAGUUACCGAUGGUGCUUCGGAGACUAAACCAGAGGCCACUAACUGGGGUCUCUUUGAGCCCGUUCGUGGUAUAUUUGAGCCGAUUUUCGAUAUCGUCAAACCAUUGAUGACAGGGAAUAUACUUUAUGGACUUCUCGUCGGACUUCUAGUAGCGAGUUGGUUCCGUUUUGGACUACCCAUUGGAGGUGGUGGCGGGAAUAGAGAUAUGGGAAUGAGCUAUCUAGGCACCCCGGAGAGAAUCGCAGCAUAUGAAGAAAUCUGGAGAAGAGAGGAAAGUGAACUUUGGCUGUGGUUAGAGGAGAGGGCGGGGAUGGAUAGAUUACGAGAAGUGGGGAGAAUGCCUAUGGAGAGGUUGGAUAUAGAAGAUAGGUUAAAGAGUGAGAGGAUGGAUGAGAGAGAGGUAGAAGAUGCGAUUAGGAUCACAGAGGAGAAACUGUUGGUUCUGAAAGAUGUGGUGGGCAAGAAAAGAGACAAGUCGAAGAGGGUACAAACUCAUGAGCAGGAGAGUUCAGCCAGUGCCGCUUAGAGUUUCAGCUGAUGGUUGAGCGGUCAAGGAUAGAGGUAGGCAGGGAAACAAAUGGUGUAUGCCAAAUAGCAUGUUAUACCAUAUCUACAGCGUAAAGCUCUACUCAGUACAACACUCCACAUAGAUAUUUCUGUUGUGUAUUUUCUUUUGAGGUUUUCAUUUUCAUAUGUUUGGGAGGACUGAAUCAUGGUGGUUGUACAUCAUUGGUGUUUGGGCAUAUAUGGGGAAGUACAAGAAGAGCAUAUGGAGAGGGGCAUAAGAGGAUUGGCAUAUCUGCCACAGCGUUUCUUUAAAUCUUUUGUGUCUUUUUGUUGCAUUUUUUGGGAUGGGGAAUAACAUAUUGUGAAGAUUUAGCGAGUUGUUGUUAGAUAUCAUAUCUUUUAGCAUUGUUGUUGAUAGAUAUGAGGGUUGUGUAGCUGGGCUAGUUCCAGCGGGGGUGAGAAAUGCAAAAAGUAGAGAAUGGAAAUGGACAUACAUGGACAUACAUGGACAUAUCAAAUUUGAUGUAGAAAUCGAUUAGGA